Beauveria bassiana ARSEF 2860 is the source of this 2199-nucleotide messenger RNA. RefSeq names its product DEAD/DEAH box helicase. Gene Ontology annotation, molecular function: RNA binding; ATP binding; RNA helicase activity. The transcript has a single exon. Gene Ontology annotation, biological process: mRNA splicing, via spliceosome. NCBI's taxonomy places the organism in Eukaryota, Fungi, Ascomycota, Sordariomycetes, Hypocreales, Cordycipitaceae. Gene Ontology annotation, cellular component: catalytic step 2 spliceosome. Bases 1 to 2199 code for a protein of 732 amino acids. The record is from RefSeq and is a predicted model, not a curated record.
AUGCCUCUCGACAUCGAGGAAAUCCUCCGCCAGAAAAAGGCAGCCGAAGCCGCCGCAGCUAAGCCUCGCUUCAUACCGAAAGCGCAGCGUGAGCGCCUCGCUGCCGAAGCAACCAAGCAGGAGGAGGAGUUGAAGCGGAAGAAGGCCGACGGCGACGCACACAAACGAGCCGAAGAGGAGAAGAAGUGGGAAGCGCGCGCGGGCGCUACACAGUCUAGGGCUUCGACGAAUGGCGGUGCGAGAAACAGCGUGCCCACGGGGCCACGGUCUAUGAACGGUGCUGGCUCAUCAGCCCCUCGAGAUCGGGAUGACAGAGACCGACGCGACGGCCGGGGAGGCGGAAAGGGUGGAAAAGAAGGCGGCAAAAAGGGCAACAAGGCGAACGCGGAGAAGCGCUCCGCCGAAGAAAUUGAGGCCGAGCUGCUUCGAUCACGAUAUCUGGGCCCCGAAGUGAAUCAGCACUCUCACUUCUCCGCCCAGAAGAAGCGAAUGCGGACGACUGAGAAGAAGUUCAACUUUGACUGGGACGCCGGCGAGGACACGUCGCGCGCCGACGAAGGGGGCUUCAGCGGCGGUGCCGGCGUCCGCGGCUUUUCUCUGGCCGGCGUCGGUGGCGAGUUUGACAAGGAGGCGGAAGAAAGGGCCAAGAAGCGCGCUCGUCUGAUUGAGCAGCGCGAUCCGGAACAUGGCCGAGAGCGCGCCAAAGGAAUCAUGGAGGACUUUUACAGGGCCCGUGACAAAGCGCGGGAUCGCGCCGAGAAGACGGGACUCGGCCGCCGGUGGAACGAGAAGCGCCUCGACGAGAUGCGCGAGCGUGACUGGCGCAUCUUCAAAGAGGACUUUGGCAUCUCGACAAAGGGCGGCACGUUGCCGAAUCCGAUGCGCAACUGGAAGGAGUCGGGCUUGCCGUCGCGCCUGCUCAACAUCAUUGAGCAGGUUGGCUACGACGAGCCGACGCCCAUUCAGCGCGCCGCCAUCCCGAUUGCUUUGCAAGCGCGUGAUCUAAUUGGUGUCGCCGUGACGGGUUCCGGUAAAACGGCCGCAUUUCUACUCCCGCUGCUCGUCUACAUUUCGGAUCUGCCGCCACUGGGAGAAACCAACAAGAACGACGGGCCGUACGCGCUCAUCCUCGCGCCGACGCGCGAACUGGUGCAGCAGAUUGAAACGGAAGCCAAAAAGUUUGGCGAUCCGCUCGGGUUCCGGAGCGUGAGCAUCGUUGGCGGCCACUCUCUGGAGGAGCAGGCGUACGCGCUGCGCAAUGGCGCGGAGAUUAUCGUCGCGACGCCAGGCCGUCUCAUCGACUGCAUCGAGCGCCGCCUGCUUGUGCUCUCGCAGUGCUGCUACGUCAUCAUGGACGAGGCCGACCGCAUGAUUGACAUGGGUUUCGAGGAGCCCGUCAACAAGAUCCUCGACGCGCUGCCCGUGUCCAACGAGAAGCCUGACACGGAAGAAGCCGAGGACGGGCGCCUCAUGCAGCGCUACGUCGGCGAAAAGGACCGCUACCGCCAGACCAUGAUGUUCACGGCCACGAUGCCGCCGCUCGUCGAAAAUAUUGCCAAGAAGUACCUGCGCCGGCCGGCCAUGGCCAUGAUUGGCAACGUGGGCGAGGCCGUCGAGACCGUCGAGCAGCAGGUCGAGUUUGUCGCGGGCGAGGACGCCCGCAAGAAGCGUCUGCAGCGCAUUCUCGCGUCCAACAUGUUUGCGCCGCCCAUCAUCGUCUUUGUCAACAUCAAGCGCAACUGCGAUGCCGUUGCCAAGGAUGUCCGCUCCAUGGGCUGGAGCGCCGUGCCGCUGCACGGUUCCAAAACCCAGGAGCAGCGUGAGGCGGCCCUCGCGUCCGUCCGCAGCGGCGAGACGCAGGUGCUCGUCGCGACGGACCUCGCGGGUCGCGGCAUCGACGUCCCCGACGUUUCGCUCGUCGUCAACUUCAACAUGGCGACGAGCAUCGAGAGUUAUACGCAUAGAAUCGGUCGUACGGGUCGCGCGGGCAAGAGCGGUACCGCGAUUACGUUUCUCGGCAACGAGGACGCCGACGUCUUGUACGACCUGCGGCAGAUGCUCAGCAAGAGCUCCAUUUCAAAGGUGCCAGAGGAGCUCAAGAAGCACGAGGCCGCGCAGACGCGGCCCGUCAAGGGCGCGGGGCGAAGAGCCGCAGAGAAUGAGAAUGAGGGCGGUCGGGGAGGCAGAGGAGGACGAUAA